UAGAAACUGAAAAUGUUUUCGCGUUUCAUCCGGUUGACUGGAGUCAAAGAAAACCGCUUUUGCUCUGUAGUCCUGGCGGCGCUCCCAUAAGCGAGCGCGUGUUGCUGCCGUCGAUGAAUGAGACGGUGCCAAAGAAAAGGUACGUUUCUUGGACGUUUUCGCUCCGUACCACUGCAGGCUUCUGCGUAAUGCCUUCUUUUGUAGAGAGGAAACUCGCCCCCGAAGUUGUUCGUCUUCCAAAGAAACAUUGCGUUUGCCACUUUUUCUCUUGCUGUUCAAUAGUGUGGUGUGCCUAACUCCGUGUCGGGCUUACACCCGUUCGGCUCGGUAGAAAAGAAGAGUGGAAAGGAAUAAAAAAUGGACGCAGAUGUUCGUUUCAGACGUUUUCUUUCUUCUAUCUGGAAUGUGUUUCUUUUCGUUCGAUCUGUUAAGACACGUUCUGACGCAAGUUGGGCACUGCCGCCCCUUCUUCACCGUACUCUCGUGGUUUCUUGCACAGAGUCAAGUGUUUCAGCAAAGCAGUUUCUAGCAGCCUUCCUUUUUCCGCAUCUGCUCGUCUUUCUCUCUCAUUGGGAAACGUCUGUUCUUCUUCCCUCGCCUCUUUUGCGAAGGGAAAACGUGUGUUCCCUCUACCAGUAUCCUCGAAAGAUCCGCGUCAGUUUCUCCACCUCUAGCGAAUAACGAUAUGAACGGAGCAGACUGGAUCUGUGUUGCUUGCAUUCGGUUUUUGCUGCCUUGUCUGCGGCUCUUCCGUCUGCGAAUACACAGUCCGGCGGUUUCCGGCUGGGUCUUUUCUUUCGCGGGUUGACAGUCUUUUCGCUUUUCUCUACGGGACACGCAGGUACAUCUUGCUUUGGGGUAGGAAUUUCGAUGUCACGUGCGUUUUCGCCUGACCACUGUAAAGUCAGAAGCUGACAUCUGCGUUUUGCAUGGUGGCGUAGAUACCACCGCUCCCCCCUUGAGCGAAUGCCCAGGCUCCUUGCUCUCUAGCAAAUGAACGCUGUGAUGUGUGAGCUCUUUCGUACAUGCACUUCGCUAAGAAUACCUCUUCUUUUUCGCUCGAAAUUGAAGCUGCCUCGUUUUGCUGGCGUAACGUCCCCUCUCGCGUCGCUAUCGUAUGAGGGACCAGCUGGUUCGUCGGUUCCGCCAAUACCUCUUCCCCAAAGCCUCUGUUUUCGACCCCAGACGUACACCUUUUCAGCGAUUUGCUUGGUGUGAAAAUCCAGUUUCUGCGUCACGGCUGUCCAUGAGCUGUCUCGGCUUCCCAGCGCGCAGGCACUGCUGUCACCUCACAUGACUUGUCCGUAUCCGACAUUGUACGGAAAAACGCCAGCCCUUUUUCGCCUGGUGAACACUGAAAAUCCGUCUUUGUUUCGAUUUUUCACAAACUAAUCGGGCCGUGCAUCUCGAACAAAACAUCCGACUGUGGAAGGGAAACAAAGAACUUUUUUUUCUAAGGCUGGACCGUGACAAAAAGCCUUUGCUGCAUCCUGCCGAAAUGGCGGCCGAACGAUACGUAGACGGUGGCUUGCAGCGGCACGUCUCUGGCCAACAGGAGGGGGAUGCUUCUGUGCCGCUUGUCGAAGUGCCCGCAGCUCGAAGGUCUCUCUCGCCUUCCAUCGAAGAAAAAUGGACUCGACGUCCCCAUUGUCGAGAAGAGCCCGACCACUGUUCCAGCGAUGUCGCUGCGUCGCCUGAACCUCUGGACAUGCUUUCCUAUCUGUUUCCAACACUUCGCCCGCAAGCGUUCUUUCCCCCUGACCUGCACUCGCUCUGUGACUACGCGCAUGGCUUUUCUGAGCCGAAGAAAAUACACAAGGGUCGCGGAUCUGCCGCGUCGUUGGAGGAGCAAAGACGUCCGCGACAGGAUGGAGAGGAUAGCGCGUCGUCUGGAGGGACAGCAGCUGCCUGUGUGGAUCGGAAGCUGCUCUCUGCGUACAUGAGUCAACUGCGGCAAUUGGAACAAUGGCGGUUUUUGUGCGUAGAUGGAGAAGAAAUGAAGGAGAAGAAGAAACACGUCCUCAAGCAGAAAGUCAGGGCAGGUGUGCCUGACUGUCUGCGAGGCGUCGUGUGGCAGCUUCUCGCGGGGGUGCAGAAGAUGAAACAAGAAGCGGGGUACGAGCCAGACAUGUACUUCAAGCUGGUGACCUCCAAAAUCUGGACUGAGGACAGCCUAACAAAUCUUGGCCCGAUAAUUGCGAGGGAUAUAAAUCGAACAUUUCCGAAGCAUAUUCUGUUCCGGGACAUGCACCAGAAGGGACAGCAGGCACUGUUCAACGUGUUAAAGGCCUAUGCUAUCUUCAACCCUGACGUUGGAUACUGUCAGGGAAUGGGUUUCUUAAGCGGCAUCCUUCUGAUGUAUAUGAACGAAGAGGACGCUUUCUAUAUGCUCGUCUGCUUACUUCACAAGCACAAUAUGCAGGGUUUGUUCACUCCUGGCCUGCCGACGCUUGAAAAGUACUUUUUCCAGUUCCAACGGCUGUUACAAAAACACAUGCCCCGCCUCAGCGUUCAUCUCCGGAAUGAAGGAGUAGAGCCAAGCAUGUACCUCAGCAGCUGGAUGAUGACGCUUUUCUCGUACAACUUCUCCUUCGACUGCGUUGUCAAGAUUUGGGAUGUCUUCCUCAAUGAUGGAGAGAAAAUGCUUUUUCGCACAGCGUUGGCAAUUUUGCAGAUCAAGCAGGAGGAUCUGUUCACCGCUUCCUUCGAAGCAAUUCUGGAAGCACUGAAGCUGACACCUAGUCAACUGGAUGCGAACGUUUUACUAGAGACAGCUUUGAACGUGAAAGUCCAUAAUUCCACGUUGAGGGAACUCGAGGAAGAGUAUUUCGAGGAAAAGAAGAUGCAGGCUCUCGACCAAUCGGGGAAUGUGGCCGAUCCGGAUGAGUGAGAGCGGAGCGAGUGCACGUGGUCGCUCGGAGAUGGCUUUUUGCUCUGUCUUCACAGGAGUUAGGACCGUGACUACGCUUCUAGAGAGCUGGCGUGAUAGGUCUCCAUGGGCGCCGUUAUGAUGGUUACACGUGCGCCUCUUUGGGUACACUGAGAGUAACUAUAACUUGAAAUGCAGAUUCCUUUAAUGUGAACGAUAACGGUUUGUUGAAAAUACGUAUGGCAAAGUAGAUGACACAGAAUCUGCCGCACAAGAGACGCGAAACUGAGACUCUGCUUCGGAUGCUGCCCUUUUCCGUCGUCCUACUAUGUACCGCGUUACAUCCUUGACGUUAAGCGUAUUGCGUAGGACAAACACUACUGUUUUUUCCUUUAGUCACAGAUAUCGUGGAGCGCUAGAACUGACCGGCAACCGCAGGAAUGGCGUCACCCAAAGACAUCGCGAAGGAGAGCUAAGUGUCAACG
Messenger RNA from Toxoplasma gondii ME49, 3354 nucleotides. RefSeq names its product TBC domain-containing protein. The record is from RefSeq and is a predicted model, not a curated record. NCBI's taxonomy places the organism in Eukaryota, Apicomplexa, Conoidasida, Eucoccidiorida, Sarcocystidae. The coding region runs from base 1499 to 2890 and encodes 463 amino acids. The transcript has 7 exons.